AUUAUCCCAUUUAUUUGAAAUACCCAGGACAUGUAAAUCUUUAGAGACAGAAGACAGAUUAGUGGCUGCCCACUCCUGGAGAAGUUAGGUAGUUACUAACGGGUAUGGAGGUCUUGUUUGGGAUGAUGAAAUAGUUCUGGAACUAGAAAGUAGUGGUGGCUGCACAACACUGAAUUUACUGUCACUGAAUUUUACACUUCUUUUGAGACAGGGUCUUGUUAUGUAGUUCACUCUGGCCUUGAAUUCAGCCUAACUGCUGGGAUUACAGGCAUGUAUCACUAUGCCCAGCUUUGAAUACUUUUAAGAUGUUAAAGUAAUAAUUUAUGUGAAUUUUACUUCAAUUUUUAAAAAAAGUGUGGUGUAGUACCUGGCAGAGUGAGUGCUGCACAGGUACUUACUAUUACUUUGGAAUUCAUCCUAGGCACUCCAUAAAUGUUCACUGUCUUAAAGGAAUAUCUUCUGGGAGCCAGGCACCUGAUAUUUAUUAUUCAUUUAAUUCUCACUUCAUUUCUGAGAAGAAAUUGUCUUCAUUUUAUCUGAGAAAAGAGACUCAGGGAGGUCUCUUAACAUCAACACUAACUUCCAGUGGCAAAAUACGUAGCAAACGCUGAAAAAUGUGAGGCCUGGGGAUUCAGGCCAACUCCAAGGUUUGCAGGUCGGAGAUGGGUGGGCAGGGGCGCUCAGACUCCGGGACCAGGUUCUACGCAGCGCAGGAGCCGCGCGAAAGCGGCAGGCGCCCCCUGGAGGUUGUGCACAUCCCUCCUCACAGCGGCGCGUGCAUCCUGGGCUCAGAGCGCUCCGCUACAGCUGGGAUGGCACUGUCCGACAGGGACCAAGCAAUGGUGCGCGCACUGUGGAACAAGAUGGACACCAACGUCUGUAUCUAUGCGACCGAGGCCCUGGAAAGGUGCGGACCCGGCUGGGAGUCCAGCGACUCCACCGCUGAUCUUCCCGCUGCGGGGUUGUGCACACCUGCCCCAGCCAUGCCCACAUCUACCCUUUUCUUCUCCUGCAGGACCUUCCUGGCCUUCCCCUCCACCAAGACCUACUUCCCGCACUGGGACUUGAGCACUGGCUCCGCCCAGGUCAAAGCCCACGGCCAGAAAGUGGCCGACGCGCUGACCCUCGCAGUGAACCAGAUGUACGACCUGCCAAACGCGCUGUCUGCUCUGAGCGACCUGCACGCGCACAAGCUUCGCGUAGACCCCACGAACUUCCAGUUCCUGGUCCACUGUCUGCUGGUGACUCUCGCCCGGCACUACCCUGGAGACUUCAGCCCUGCUAUGCAGGCAUCACUGGACAAGUUUCUGAGCCUCGUGACAUCAGCACUGGCCUCCAAGUACCGCUGAACUGGGUGAGGGUGGUAAUGGAUCCCCCAUCCCCUCCUCCAAGAUCCCAGCAUUUGAGUAAAGUGCCCUAGGGCUGUGUGCUGCUGCAUGUGUCUUCUGUGAUUGGGGUGGGAGGUACUCUGCCCUACAGGGAAGGGAAAGGGUGUGCAUCCUACCCACUUCCUGGCCCUUUAUAAAGUUUCUGUAAGGUUCAGGCCACCUUUAUUCCCUAAAUCUGGGGUAUCAGGUCACAUUCCCAAUCAUGAACCAGGAUACAUCUCACCUUCAGGUCUGAGUAUUUCAAGGUAUAGACGUGUGGUAGCUUUGGCCCCACAGGAUGGUGGCAGGUAGAUGGGUCUCAGGUGGUAGGGCUACCGUGACUGCCAUGGUGCCCAGCUUGGACUCUCCCCAGAACUCCUCCAGCCCCACAGCAUGGCCCCUCACCAACUGGAGUCAAGGCCAAUCUGCAGGAGCUGUAUAUCCUUAGAUGGGGGUGUAUGUAAGACUACUGGGACACAGCCUGCAAAAAUUAAGGAUCACUCCCCCUGCCAGUGUAGGCUCAACCUGUGGGGAGACACUGAUACCAAGAAGGCUUGUGGUGAAAGCCUGGUGCUGCCAGAUUCUGGACCUGGGGGAAGAACGUGGUUCCUGAGGCAGGAUCCAGUCGCUACGUAGCAACAAGGUGGCUGGGGCCCAUCUAACAAGGAUGUAAGUAGGGUUAUCUGCCUAAAAUCAAUCUUGGUCAUUGAAGAAACUUGAGAAAAUACUAAAUUUACUGGCCCUUUUGGUGUAUCCUGGGCCCAAGGAAUGGGGCUAGCACAUUCACUGUUCUUCAACUCCCACUUGACACAUGGUAAACUGUGUCCUGUGUGCACAAGAAACUGAACCCAUAUCCCAGAGCACAUGAUUCAUGCAUACCACACAUGGAUAGAAACAGGCUAGACCCAGACAGGUAACAGUAAUGGAUUUCAGGUCUUUCCAGGCUCAAUGAGAUAGUUUCCUUAAAAGAUGGUAUCUUUGGCUGGGCGUGCUGGCACAUGCCUGUAAUCCCAGCACUCAGAAGGCUCAGACAGAAAGACUGCUGU
Messenger RNA from Chinchilla lanigera (long-tailed chinchilla), 2413 nucleotides. It is a transcript of the gene Hbq1, whose product is annotated as hemoglobin, theta 1. The coding region runs from base 663 to 1349 and encodes 228 amino acids. Gene Ontology annotation, molecular function: peroxidase activity; organic acid binding; haptoglobin binding. The record is from RefSeq and is a predicted model, not a curated record. Gene Ontology annotation, biological process: hydrogen peroxide catabolic process; oxygen transport. The transcript has 2 exons. Lineage: Eukaryota; Metazoa; Chordata; Mammalia; Rodentia; Chinchillidae. Gene Ontology annotation, cellular component: blood microparticle; haptoglobin-hemoglobin complex; hemoglobin complex.